Messenger RNA from Anopheles merus, 838 nucleotides. RefSeq lists its product as uncharacterized. The coding region runs from base 113 to 829 and encodes 238 amino acids. The transcript is spliced from 4 exons. Lineage: Eukaryota; Metazoa; Arthropoda; Insecta; Diptera; Culicidae. The record is from RefSeq and is a predicted model, not a curated record.
ACAGGUGGCGAACGGAAUGGCGGAGUUUUUAGCACAGGUAGUCUGUGGCUAGUUUUAGUUUAACCGUCGCUGAAUACACCCACCAGAUCAGAGUUGUUUCGUUGGUCUGUGGAUGGGUGCAUCGUGGAAGGCACUGAACCGUGAAACAGCAGUGAAAUAUUGUGCGUGUAAGAUGAAAUCAAACUUUAUCGCGUGUCUCGCGUUGGCCGCAUGCUCGCUGGAAGCCCUUUCUGUCGAACUGCAGCCAGGCGUGAUGGGGCGACUGCAAGAUCGUCACAAGCGAACGUUGGUAUUCACAUCCGAUAGUGCAACUGGGAUCUUGUUUGCUCUUUCCGUACCACUGCUCAUACCCGAUAGAAAUAUCUUUUUGGCGUACAAUUUCGAGGCAAACUAUGGCAUGCCCGGAAAGGCGAGCGAUUUUACCCAGGGCGUGCUGAAGAAGGUGGACAACGAUCAAAUACACCCGGAAGAGGGCGAAGCGGCUGAGGAAAAACGGUCAAUACGUACCACAGCAUCAACAACAGCAACAGCAGGAUUUACACGCAAAAAGGUAUAUCGAAUGAUUGAGCUCAACCUUAAUCGGCACGGGUAUGACGGAAAGAAGUGUAUACUCCGGAUGAUCUGCGAGCUGGCCAAACAUCCGGUGCGCGAUGGGAACGGAAUAGUCGGUGAUCUGUUGCAGCUUGUGUUUACGCCCUCCGGAUCGUGCAACGAGGGACUGCCUGAUGAAUUUUAUCACGCCGAGGAAAGCGGAAAGCGAGAAAACUGUGCCAAGUAUAGUAGAUACUGCCCCAAGGAUCCGUUGGAGGCGAUAAGUCUGAUUUUAUGAAAUAAUUGA